Molecule: messenger RNA, 1108 nt
Organism: Liolophura sinensis
Lineage: Eukaryota; Metazoa; Mollusca; Polyplacophora; Chitonida; Chitonidae
Product: regulator of G-protein signaling 9-binding protein-like
Exons: 7
Coding region: 51-866 (271 amino acids)
Source: RefSeq, a predicted model, not a curated record
GGAUACCGGUACCAUGGGGAGUUGUUGGGAUAGGCUUUCAGCUUAUCGACAUGACAUCCAAUAAACCUUGCGCCUUGAGACGUAUUGACGGCAGACGAGGAUCAUCAGCUGAGAUAGAGCUAAUUGGCAAGCAGGACUGUGCUAUGAAUGUAGCGGAGCUGAACGUACAGUCGGCAAGAUAUUAUUGUAUCGCCAUGGGCCUCGGAACCACGCAAGAUUCCGACACUCUGCGAGACGAGUUGAAAAGAACUCGAUGUAAAAUCUGCGAUCUCGCGCGGAAAACCAGCGCUUCCCUUGUCACACUCGUCAAAAAUAAUUCCUUCAACACCACAGAGCUUCCUGACCUGGAACGCCUGUACCGCAUGUUCUCUGCCUGCUUGGAGGUAGUGGAAGCCCAAAUGUACAGAACAAUAACGUUAAUGGCAGCCUUCCCGCUUCACUCAGCCAAUACGGUGUUGAUCCACACCGGUCUGACAGAGGCCGUAUUUGCUCACAAAUUUUGUGUCUCCUUGGAACAUCUAGACACGCCAAAGGUCGACCGAAAAGUGAUCGAGAAAGAGGAAAUGAAAAUCCUUCAGCGGGACGUCAGCGAUAUACAUGAAUUACUUUACGACAUCAACCAAAAAAUGGACGUCAAACCAUGGGCAACGGAAACAACUUUAAACAUGGACAAAUACGAAAAUGCAAAGAAAACGGAUUGUCCAGACAUGGACAGCUCAUCCAUCGGGGACAUGGGCCAGGCGAGCGAAACGGGUGUAACUGGCCGUCGGAGAUGUGCUUGUUUCGUGUGCAUAUCGGUUGUCAUAGUGGUUGUCAUAGGAACCGCUGCGGGUAUUUGCAUACCGCUGUUGUUGCGAGAUAGAUGACGUCACAUCUGUCCAUGUGAAUAGAUUACUAAUGCAGAGGACAACAACAACGUUUUGGCGGAGUGUUUGUCCACAGAAACCAGUGAAAAACCAAUGUAUCUUGUCCGGAUCUCCAGAAAAUGUGAAAGGCGAAAGUGCCACUUGUGAGGAUAUUUUUAAUGUAGAUUGUUAUGCAUAAUUGCUAACGCAUAGUAUUGACCAGUGCGGACUGGAUGUACUGGUAUUGUCAUGCGCAGGACACA